This is a messenger RNA of Asparagus officinalis (garden asparagus), 1966 nucleotides long. RefSeq names its product 4-coumarate--CoA ligase-like 1. NCBI's taxonomy places the organism in Eukaryota, Viridiplantae, Streptophyta, Magnoliopsida, Asparagales, Asparagaceae. The transcript has 6 exons. Gene Ontology annotation, molecular function: long-chain fatty acid-CoA ligase activity. The record is from RefSeq and is a predicted model, not a curated record. Gene Ontology annotation, biological process: fatty-acyl-CoA biosynthetic process. Bases 36 to 1673 code for a protein of 545 amino acids.
CAAUUUCCUGGUCCUACUGCAAUCCAAAACCAAACAUGGGCGACUUAACCGUCCAAGAAUCCGGCCAGCACAUUUUCCGGAGCAAGUACUCGACACCGAUACGCGUGCACGAGAACACCACCCUUCCCGAGUUCGUCCUCCGAGACGCCCUCGAGUACUCUGACAAGGUGGCGCUCGUCGAAGCGUCGACUGGCAAGGCCUACACUUACGGCGAAGUUGUGAGAGACACCGCGAGGUUCGCAAGGGCGUUGGGGUCGUUAGGCCUCAGGAAGGGCCACGUGGUGGCCGUGGCGCUCCCUAAUCUUGCCGUGUACCCCGUGGUCGCCCUCGGGAUUAUGGCCGCCGGAGGGGUGUUCUCUGGCGUGAACCCUUCGGCGUUGGCGUCGGAGAUACGGAAGCAGGUUGAGGAUUCGGAAGCGAAGAUCGUCGUGGCCGAUGAGGCAACUUACGAUAAGGUGAAGGACUUCGGCGUGCCAGUCAUCGUCAUUGGAGAAACCCUGACCCCAGACGCCGUCAACUGGAAGGAGCUCCUCGAAGCUGCAGACCGAGCAGGCCACUCCAACGCAGUCGAAAACAACCUGACACAAGACGAUCUUUGCGCGCUCCCAUACUCCUCAGGCACAACCGGCACAUCCAAAGGAGUAAUGCUAACUCACCGCAACAUCAUCUCCAAUUUAUGCUCCUCCCUCUUCAGUUUUGGUGCCGACAUGAUAGGCCAAGUCACGACUUUAGGCCUUAUGCCCUUCUUCCAUAUUUACGGCAUCACGGGCAUCUGCUGCGCUGCGCUGAAGACCAAGGGGAAGGUUGUGGUCAUGGGGAGAUUCGAUCUCAGGGCUUAUCUUGAGAUAUUGAUCGAGCAUGAGGUUACCUUCGCGCCUAUUGUGCCCGCGAUCAUCCUGGCGAUGGUGAAGAGCCCCCUUGUCGACGAGUUUGAUCUUCGGAGGCUUAAGCUUCAGUCAGUUUUGACGGCUGCUGCGCCUCUUGCGCCGGAGCUGAGAGCUGCGUUCGAGGAGAAAUAUCCUGGUGUUGUUGUUCAAGAGGCUUACGGGCUCACGGAGCACAGUUGCAUAACCCUGACGCACGGAGAUCCGAGGAAAGGGCACGGCGUUGCUAAAAAGAACUCAGUUGGCUUCAUCCUCCCAAACCUCGAGGUCAAAUUCGUCGAUCCUGAAACGGGGAAACCGCUUCCCAAGAACACACCGGGUGAGAUCUGCGUCAGAAGCAAAUGCGUCAUGCAAGGUUACUACAAAAACAAGGAAGAAACCGAGCGCACGGUGGACGGAGAAGGAUGGCUUCAUACCGGUGACAUUGGCUACAUCGACGAUGAUGGGGAUGUUUUCAUCGUCGACCGCAUCAAGGAAUUAAUCAAGUACAAAGGUUUCCAGGUGGCUCCGGCAGAACUAGAAGCCAUUCUUCUCACUCAUCCCUCAGUAGAUGACGUUGCCGUCUUUGGAUUGCCCGAUGAGGACGCCGGUGAGCUGCCAGCAGCCUGCAUCGUGAUGAGCAAAAGCGCCGCCGAGACCGAGGAGGACAUCAAGAGCUACGUCGCCUCCAACGUCGCGUCCUACAAGAGGAUCAGAGUGGUGAAGUUUGUGGAGUCGAUACCAAAAUCAGCGUCUGGAAAAAUCAUGCGGAGGUUUCUCAGGGAAAGCGUCGCCAAUAACCGACGAUAAGAUGCCACAACAGCGUAGUUGUUUUCGUGACCGCGUUAGCGGCGACAGGGAGAUAGACGCGUGUGGUCGAUGUGAUAUGCUUUUAUCAUUGUCAAUCAAUAAAAAAAAAGAUAUUAUGCUAUCAAAGCCUAUGUUGUUGCCGACGUUGAAAGUGGUGUUGGGAAAAAAUAUCAAAUAAAAUUAUAUAUAGCAUGUAAAAUAAAUUUAAAAUAAAAUAAUACGAAAGUCUGGUCUGAUCGAGAGCAGUCGUGUAAACACUGCACCGGAAGAUUGAGGACCCGUCUAUUGCUAUG